UCAGUUUAUUCCGUUUAUUCUGAUGAUUUUGAUAAACUUCAAGAAAGUGUGUACGUGGAGAAUUCCCAUCUGCUCCUUUACGUAGUGCCAAUGAAGAUAGUCAACAUUAACUCCUGGAUUUGAUUUAGAUUCUUCAAGUUGAUAGACUCCCGUUGACAAAAGUUGUGAAAGAAAAUAUACAGAAUGAAAGUUCAGCUCCAAAAAUUCAGUAAACGAUCGUACACAUGACAGUAAUACCACAAAAGUGCUACCAAGACAAUUCAAAAGUCCUCACCAUCUAUUCCGACAAUAUUCCUGCAUCAUUACAAUUAUCGAAUCAUUUAAUAAUGUAAAAAUAAUGAUGAAUCUUGGUUGUUCGUGUCACGAAUUCUCAUUACAAUAACUCGUGCUAUUUACUCGUUAUUGUAACCUCAAUAAAGAAAUUAUUUUGUACAAUACUUGACAUCAUAUCAAAUAACACGUGUGAUUUGAUUAAAAAAUGCUAAAUGAAACUGAAGCAUUACGAGUGAAAAAGUUUACUCUGGACUAAAGAUGGAAAAUACAAACUCAUUGCACGAUAAUUGUACUGUUGCAAGUACAUCAUCUGAUGAUGUUUGUGGAGAGAGAAGUGGACUGCAGAUUCUGGAUGAGUUUAAAAAAUUGUAUGAAGGAAGAAUAGAGAGUGUUGAUUCAAAUAAUCCCAACGCAUCAGACGUAAAGAUGAAAAUAAUGGAGGAGUGGAUUAAUGAUCUUCAUGCUCAAAAUGUGAUGUUAGCUAAGACAGUUCAGGAACUUGAGGAGGCAGCUUACCAAAGGGUCAAGAUAUUGGAGGAUAAAUUAAAACACACAUCCAAUUUGAUAACUGAUAAUAUGGCUCUUGUCGAGGAGCCGAGGCAUCACGAGCUAAAUGAUCUGACAGACAGGCUGGAUUAUUUGCAACAAGAGGAUGAAAUAUUGAAACAAAAAAUUAAUAACUUCCAGAAUGAUAUUACUGGAUUGAUAGAGCUGGUCAGACGUGGGUAUUACGAGCGGCGAUGGAGUCUUGAUGGAAUUAAUCUGUAUGAAUUGAAAGCCGCUGACAUUCCGAUUCCUUUUGGGAGUGAUCGUCGGCCUCAUGAUGACAGACUUCCAGAAAAUAAAGAGCUUACGAAUCAAGAGCCAAUUUUCAAUGAAUGGAGUCAGAGUUCAACGGCUAUCAGUAAUCAAUUAGAAUUGAUUAAUUUGAAAGAAGAAUUGCGAAAUCAGAAUGAACAAGUGGAACGAUGGAAAGAGAAAUGUAUUUCUAUCCAAAAAGAGUUCGCAGAGGGACGAGAAUCUUUAACACUAGAAGUAGCACAGAAACACGAUCAAAUAAUGAAUUUGAAGGAUAAAAUAGAGAAUAUCACGGAGCAAUGUGACCAGAUAAGUAAACAGAUGCAUUUCAAAGACGAAAUUAUCAAGGAAAUGCGUUCUCAAUUGAAGCAACAAAAAGAGAGGAAGGAGAUCCCCCUUUCACAUCCGGUGCAGGAUAAAAAAGGGCCUCAAGUGAGGUGGGACUGUGUUUUAUCUCACGAACAAUCGCAGGAGAAAGAGAGUUUUAGUGAUGAAUCCUCAGAAGACUUCCCGAAUUUAAAAACCAUUGUGGAGAACGAGCAGGAUAAUUUAAUUCACAUUAAGGAUAAUUUAAUCGAGAUUCUCCGAACAUUCAAUUUUAAUGAGGAAAAGGCUUAUAAGAGAGGACUAGCUGAUGCCCACGAAAAACUCCAAAGUAUGGAGAAUCUUCUGGAAAAUUAUAACAUUCAGAAAUCAUGGGAAGAUUCAGAUUGCAAUACAUUCAUCAGCCACACGAAUAAAUUAACAGAGGCUAUUGAAAUUUUAUCAAAAAUCUGUCUGUCAAAGGAAAAUCAAAUUAGUCAAGUUCUCUGCACAUUUCAAAAUUCAUUAGAGAAGACAGAUAAAAUCGAAAGAGAAUCAAUCGAAAAACAGGGAAAUAUAUCUCGACAAGACUUCAAGGUGAUGGAAGAAUUCAGAGUCUGCACGGUGGAGGCACAGGCAGCUGUAGAGGAUCUUCAAGAAAAAAUUACUUCAAUAGUUUCCAAUCUGUCCUGCAGACACCAAUUAUUCAUUGAUCUGAAGAUUGCUCUUGACAAUAGCCAGGAAGAGAUUAACAAAACCGAUGACGAGCUAUCAGAUAUAUUGGAUUCCUUGAAAAAACAUAUUGAUGAAAAACUUAUGACCAAAGAGAGAAUGAUUUCCGGGAGAGAAAAGCUACAUGAUUUCAAAAAUAAAAUAAACAAGUGCCUUGUUGAAUUGAAAUUAUUAACAGCAGUUGACCAAGUGGAGAACUCCUGCAACAAUUUAAUGGACAAUGUUAUUGAUGAGAUAGAAUAUAUACUGUGUCAUUUACAAGUUUUUAUAACUAAAGAGGAAUCUACUUAUGACUUGUUAAAUAAAUCCAGAGAUCUGGUGAAAAGGCUAGAAGAUCAUUUAAGUAAAUUCAAGAAAUUUAGUGAUUGCGUGUUACGUGAUGAUAAAUCGGCGAAAGAUAUUUACGAGCAGAACUGGGAGAAAUUGGAGAAAUUAGAGAGUGAAUUGGACGAUGCACACACACGAAUGCAGAAUAAUUUAGAAAAUAUAGUCCAGAGGAGUCAACAGGAUGAAUAUGUUCAUGAUUUAUCCUCUGAUUCACAAGAGGGAACGUCUCAUAGAUAUGACGACUCGACAAGCCAAUCAAUUUCGGAAUUAGAAGAACUAAAGGGUAUAGUAACAUCCAAAGAUAAAUUGAUUCACCAGAAGGACGAAAUUAUAAAGAUCCAGAAGGAAUCAAUCUACAUGACGCAAGAGGAAAUGAGAAAUUUGCAACGCAAACUGGAAGAAAAGAUUAAUACACAUCUGGAGGAAAAGAAACAUUUAUUAAAAGAGAGUAAAUUGCAGAUUGAAACGAUUGAGCACUUGCGAAAAGCUGUUGUCGAUGGGAAGAAGAAUUCAGAUCGUCUGUCUAGUCAAAAAUCCGUUAGCGAUGUAGUAUGGACUUCUAUUACACCAGCAGUGUUCAAUAAUGGUGACGUGCAUGAUAUUUAAGAGGGAAAUUAAUUUGUACAUAUUUCAUGUCAAAUCAGUUAAUGAAUCAGUACCUGUAUGACCUUUUAUCUUCGAAUAAAAUGACUUCAGUGCAAUUGAAUAUUCAAUUUUUUAGUCAUUCGUGUUAAAUAAUUUGGUAAAUGGGCACAAUAUCAGCUUUUUAUUAAAUUUAUUCGAUUUUCAAAAGAUCAGGAGGAAAAUAGAGUCAAUCCAAUUAGUUGAAGGUGGAGACUAGAUCAGACAUGAUUUUUGUUGGGUUGAUAUGACUUCGAUAUAAAAGUCACACCAUAUCAAGCGAUUUUUAAUUUAAUAGAUUGAUUUAAUGGAAAUUAACUGAUAAAAUUUUAUUAAAUAUAUAUCUCUAAAAGGGAAGAAAAGUCUCGUGCAGCUACAGGUGACUUGGAGGAUAUAAAUUUAAAAGGCUCAACCUAGUUCUCUAAUUAUAAGACAGGAAAAUUUAGUGAAGACUGGUAUUGUGGUCAUUUGCCAAUCAUUUUUAUGGUUUCACUCGAUUCUAGGGAAAAAUCAAUAAAAUCCCUGAGGAUAUACAUUUUUAUGUCUUUUGAUAUGCGCUAAUCCGUCCGUUAUUACUUCAUGUCUCGAUUUUAACAGAAUAAUAAGAUCGGCGACGAGAUGAACGCAAUUGUGAGGGAAUUAAACAGUGAGGAUUCUCUUCAGUGUCUGGAUUAUGAGAAUGCUCUAAUGAAAUGCAUAAUGAAACUACACGUCUCCAGGUACAUCAUCCGUGCCCUCCACAUUCGUUUGUGCUCAACACAAAAAUUACUUGAUGAAAAAUCGGAUGAACUAGCCUGCCUUGCUGCGGAUUAUCAAAUAAUUUAUGUACGAAUUAUUUAAAUAGUUUAUUGAGUCAAUUGUAUACUAUUUUCGUAAUUGCAGAAUCGUUCUUCAAUCCUGGAAGCAGCUAGCCGAAAUUUCAAGUGUAAACAGGAGGAAGAACACAUGUUCCUUCUCUCUGCUAUUUUCCAACUCAGAGAUAAAAUGAAAAAUAUUGAGAAAGAUUACAGAAGAGUUUGUGAUGAUUUUGAGAAGAGCCAGAAAUUACUGAUGAUUGCGACAAGUCGAGAAGUCGAUUUGCAACGAUCGCUCUCUGUUUUGCAACAUUCAUAUGAAGAAAAAGCUUGCCAAUGGUUUGGAGAACAGCUCGGUUCCAUCAAGAAGCGUAUGAAGAUACUCCAAUCAAAAUGUGAUGAGCUAGCAAAUGAGAACAUUCAAUUGAAACGCCAGUUGCAGAGUUACAGAGGAUAUAAUGUGCUUAGGAAAGUGCAAAAGAGGAGACUCAGACGUACAAAGUAAAAACAAGCAAAUAAUGUUAAAUUAUAGAACUAUAAUGCUUCUGCAAAAUACCCAGAGAAUGGUUUGCAAUGAAAUUAGAACGACAGAACAUAUUAUUAAGAAUAUUUGGCCAAAUGCUUGUUGGAGUUAUAACAAUUAGAUCAUUUAGCAUUUUUCAAUUAUUUAAAUGCAAAGAAAAAUUAUGUACAGCAUUCAGUAUAAUUAAUUUGCAUCAGGCCGAUCUAUUGAUAAUAAUUUGGGACUUAUUAUCUUAGAAUUCCGACAAUGUUUUUCAAAUAUCUAGACAAGCUGAUUUGCAAAGAGAAAUUAUUGUUAUAAAACAAAUUAUUUAGAAUGUUUGGCCAAGUGUUCAUUUGAUCUAUAACGAUUAGAUCGUUUUCCUAUUUUUCAAUUAUUUAAAUGCAAAUAAAAGCGAGAUCCAACAUUCUAAUGAAUUAAUUUGAGUGUCAAUUAAUAAUUUGAAUAACUUAUUAUUUUAGAAUGCCGUCAAUCACUGUCAGAGAUUACAAGUACUGGCGUAAAAACAUCGAAUAUAAA
Messenger RNA from Fopius arisanus, 4890 nucleotides. RefSeq names its product A-kinase anchor protein 9. Bases 532 to 3039 code for a protein of 835 amino acids. The record is from RefSeq and is a predicted model, not a curated record. NCBI's taxonomy places the organism in Eukaryota, Metazoa, Arthropoda, Insecta, Hymenoptera, Braconidae. The transcript is spliced from 13 exons.